This is a messenger RNA of Syngnathoides biaculeatus (alligator pipefish), 330 nucleotides long. Its product is annotated as lymphocyte antigen 6S-like. The record is from RefSeq and is a predicted model, not a curated record. Bases 55 to 330 code for a protein of 91 amino acids. NCBI's taxonomy places the organism in Eukaryota, Metazoa, Chordata, Actinopteri, Syngnathiformes, Syngnathidae. The transcript has 4 exons.
ACUACACGUCAAAAAGGUAGACGGGAAAGAUCCAGAAGCUUUGAGAACUACACAAUGAAGUGGCUGCUCUUGGUUUUAAGCUUUGCCCUGGUCUUCACAGCAGGUGAAGGUCUGAAGUGCUAUAAGUGCCUGGAAACAAUAGACUCGAACACAUGUAAUCUCAAAGUGGAGGAGUGUCAAGACAGUGGGGACGUUUGCGUGACUACCAUGCACGUCACGUUUGGUGGCCCAGUUCAGUCAUGCCUCCCUAGAAUUCAGUGCACUUACCUAGAAGACAGUGGCUUCGAUGUAGUGCACUGCUGCAAAACCGACUUGUGCAACAAAGUCUAA